Patella vulgata (common limpet) is the source of this 6148-nucleotide messenger RNA. Its product is annotated as protein FAM193A. The transcript has 20 exons. The coding region runs from base 143 to 4771 and encodes 1542 amino acids. NCBI's taxonomy places the organism in Eukaryota, Metazoa, Mollusca, Gastropoda, Patellidae. The record is from RefSeq and is a predicted model, not a curated record. Gene Ontology annotation, cellular component: nucleus; cytoplasm.
UCCGCCAUAUUUGAUGGUGAUAUUUCAUGGGAUGACAGCUAGUUCAUCCGACUGUUGUACAUUCAUUUCACACGUGUGUUGAUUUAUCAAUAACUUCAACAUUGAUCGAAUAAUAGAUUUAUUCAUAUCUAAACUUCUGAACAUGAGUACUUCAGAAAGUAAGAAAACCAAGAGACGGAAAAUUAAGAAUGCAGUUACCAAGUCGAGUGCAAGUUCGAACGUCUCUUUCUCGACGAAUGGCCUUCUGCAAACACCCUCCCAAAACCAUUUAGGCUUAUCAGAGGGAAAAGAGGUUAAAGAGAAACUGGAACAAUUGAUCGACAGUAAUGAUGAUUUACAUUCAUUACCUAGUCCAUUUUUUCACCGAGGGCCAAAUCCAUUUAUGAAAGAGCGUUGUUUAUUGUGUGAUUGUGAACGUAUUGAUCCUCCAGAGGCUGAUAAAAUCAAAUCAGAGUCUGAAGAUACAAAAAACACAGAAAGUGAUGCUGUACCUAAGCUUCCUUUAUGGGUUUGUCCUGCAUGUAGAAAAGCUGCUGAUUCUGAGUAUAUGAAUAAAAAAGAUCCUGAUAUUCCCUUUCUGGAUGAAGAUUUACAACCAGAAACCAUCCCAUUUCCAUUUCUACCCGAUAUUAAUUUAGAUACUAAUGAACCAGUCACUGAAAAUGGUUCCAUAUGUCAUUGUGAAUCUUGUAAAGAAAGAAGACAAAUAUCUGAUGAAUACAACAAAGAAACACAAGAAUUACAGAAAUGUUGGGUAGAAUUACGGAAGGUUGUACAAACAUUAUACGAAUCAGAUGAUCCAUAUCUUACAGAAGCUGACAGUAUUCAAAUGAGAGAUUUAGUUGUAAAAUUAUGUAGUCGAGAUCCUCAUCAACUGUUUUUAAGGCUUGAAUCACAAGUUCGAGAUUUUGUUUUAGAAAAGAAAGUUCGCGUUGUUCAACAGUUAAAUAAAGGUUUUACUACAUUAAGUGAAGCUCAGACGUUUAUUCAUAUGUUAUUAGAAGAAUAUGGUCAGUUAUGUCGAGCUGCACGAUUAGCAUCAGAAUGUCUAGCAGAUCUGAAGGAUCAUCUGAAAAGGUUUCAAGUAACGUGGGAAUUACACAACAAACAUUUAUUUCAAAAUAUUGUUUAUUCCUAUCCUGCUAUUCAUCAUAAUCUUCCUGCUAUUAGAGACACACUAAGGAAGGGUGUGGCUGAAGAAACUUGUGAUGAUUCCUAUCCUAAUUUAUUAUGUCGUUUUCUGAAAUAUCAAGAUGAGAUGUCUGUUAUAUUAGCAGUGUGGAGAGAUUGUCAAUUACUUAUAGAAAAUUAUAAUGAAGAACAAACUGCACUAAAAGUAAAGCAGAAAUGGUUAAAAGAAGAUUGGGAAUUUUUUAAAGCCCAGAGAAAACUUCUAGAACAACAGAUGUUGAAGAAUCCAAAGGCUGCACAAUCAACUACUUCUCACAAUAUGGAAGCACAAUUUACAGAGACAAUGAGAAACUUAUUACAAGGUACACGGCCAUCUGUAGAAGAUUGUCAUUGUCCCAGGUGUAAUAGAAAAAGGUGUCCCUGUGAUGAAUGUACAAUUACUCAUAUGAUAACAUGUGGAAUUAUCAACCCUGACGCUUUAGAAAAUAACAGUACAUCUCAUACAUUUAACUUUCCACACGAUCCGAACUUUCCUCCUGAUUCUAGUGAUUAUUAUCUCAAUGUUCGACCACCUUCUGUAUCUAGUACCAACUCAAGUAGUGGUUCUGCUAGUCCAAUCAUGGUGGAUCCAGAAAGACUUGUUAAUCCCUUUGGUAAUUGUCCUGAAGACUUCGAGACUGCUGACGACAUUCCUGAUGAGAUAGUGGAUGAUAGUCAGUCAGAUGAUAGUGAUGAUGAGUUAGAUGAUGAAGAAGAUGAUGAGUUAGAUGAUGAUGAAGAAGAUGAUGAUGAUGAUGGUAGUGAUGGUUUUGAUGUAGGUAAAAAAACAUUUGAAGAAGCCCUAACUAAAACAACUGGUACAACACAUGGUGAUUUACAAGCAUGGAUGGCUGAUCAACCAGAAGACUGUGAUUGUCAUCAUUGUGUACAACCAAAACCUGAAGAAAUUUUUCAAGAGCCUUAUCCCUGUCAAUGUCACUUGUGUUUACAGCAACCAUCGGGUCAUCUUUUAAACACAGCGUUACCUCAACAUGAUCCCAUGUCUACACGACCGACAGAUCUACAUAUCUACCCUCAUAUACACGGUUAUCCUGGUUUACAUGGUCUACAUGGUUUACAGGGCAGAAACCAUGUACGAUCUAUAUUACAACCACAACUUUAUGAUCUGCACAAUCCUUUACGGCAAACUAAACUACCGGGUAAAAUAGACUUUGACAGUCCUGGAAGUAUGCAAGAACAUCUUUAUCCAGCCUUUGGUGAUUGGGAUAAUGAUCCACAUGGUUUUCUCGGGUCUCAUCAGUAUGGUGGUACGUUCCCGACAGACCUACUUCCCCCUCCUCCACUUACGGCCAAUAACCCAUUCAUCACCGAUCCUACGUUACUCAGUUCACAACAGACACCCCCAGCAUCAGCUUCAACCAGCAGUGCUUUUAAAACUGUACCCCACAGCCAUGCCCCAAACUCUGAUAUCUCGUGUAGUUCAGCGUACGAUGUAGUCCAUUUUGAUUCAUGUGCCAAAACCAAUAAUAGUUGUAGUGCUACCAGCUCCCAGGUAACGGCAGGGAAUAAGAAUCAAGGCCCACCGUGUACGCGGCCAGUUACUCUUGGAGGUAAUAGUAAUACCACACCAAUCUCAACCUGCACAGAGAAAAACCAUAGUCAGCACUGUCUAAAACAUAAUCAUCAACUAGACAAGUCAUCUUCGUCCUCGAGAAAUCAAUCUAGAAACACCUUACACAACCAGCAUGCAACACCAGAUCUACUACAGAAUAAUGUCAAGCAUAGUGUUAAAGAUGAUGUUCCGGGGAAGUCGAGGAAUACUGCACCCAACUCAGGAGGUACAUCUGUUCCACAUUCAUGUUCUUAUGGUAACAAAGGUCACAAGCAAGUUGCACAUCAAUCAUGUUUAGAAAAUCAUCAAAUGACGUGUCAGAAUGCUGUCUCCCUUCCAACCUCGAUUAAUAAUGUCAGCGUAGGAACCUCCACUUUAUGUACGUAUCCGGACUGUGAAGGUAAUCAUGACGACAACUGUGACAGCAUUGAUGAUACCUGUUCAGAUAAAAGUUCUUCCACUUCAUCCAAUCAGAAAGAAGGCAAAUACUGUGAUUGCUGCUACUGUGAAUUCUUCGGCCAUGGCAACCAGCCAGUUUCUCAGACAAGUAAGAAAUAUACAGAAAUGAAAGAGAGAUUAAGGCGACGAUUAAAGCAUAGGAGUGAAGCUCGACCAGAAGAUGUGGCAUGUUAUAAUCAUGGAUGUCAUAUGAGUAAACAGCGAGAUGAGAAAAAUGAACACAAAGGCUUAGAAGAAUUAAUUAAUUUUAUCAAUGGUGUCGACACAAAACCAAAGACAUCACUCAAAAAACAGCGGCAGAAACAAAGAAAGGCUGAAGAAAAAGCAAAACAAGAAGAAAAAGAGGAAAGAAAAAGGCGUAAAGCAGAGAGAAAAUUACGGAAAAAAUUAACAUCUACUGGUAAACUGGAAUAUGUUGAAAGAACAGAAACUUUGGAAAGUCGAGAAUCUCCGAUAUUAAAGAAAAUAAUUAGGAAGGUGCCGAAAGGAUCAAGUGUUGAAACGUGUACAACAACAACAGCGACCCCUAGCAGUGCUAAUCAACCAGUUCCUUCCAGCAAGGAACCUGCGUCAACCAAAGGUCAUAGUUCAAAGUUAAAAGAGGAUACAAACAGGAAGUCCACAAGUAGUCCAACAACACCCAUUAGAGAGGCCAAGGAACCCAAAUCAGCUUCUCGUCCUCAAACUCCCAAACAAUCUGCAAAUAAUCAAUCAAGAAAAGGUCAGAAAUUGACCAAGAAUGAUUCAAGAGAAAGUCCAGUGCCUGAUCAGCAAGUUAAAAAUACUCCUGUUGGUAAAACCGACCAGUCUAACAAAUCAGUCCAAUCCAACCCCAAAAACAGCACCUCAAAUAAAGUAACUCCAAACAAUGCAGAAGUGAACAAAACAUCAUCAGGAAGCAACCAUCCAAAAUUGGGACAGAUUCAAAAUAACAAAUCAAUUCCGAAACAAGAAUUGAAACCAGCUGUGAUAGACCCCUCUCAAUCUAAAUCAUCCCCCCGAGAUGGCAAAUUGGCUAACUCAUCAGGUAAAAAGAAGGCAGAAGCCACACUGCAAGUCAAACAGAAUGGAUCAUUGCCCAACCAGUCACCAAGACAAGUGCAACAAUCAGUAAAACCAUCACAAGAAAUCGCUCAAGUUACUAAACAACCCAGUAGUCAUACCAUUAAGUCCAAGAAGAAAGAUGUUAAAGCUCCAACUAAUGGACUAAUACCAGCUGUAAAUGGCGAUAUAAGUAAUGCUCAGAAGAUACAGCUUAAAGCAACAGGCCCUGUCAAUGGUCUAACAGUUACUGUGGACAAGAAAAAUGCAGAGCCGGUGAAAAGUGGUAAAAAUAAGAACAAGAAAAAGAAGAAAAAGAGCAAGAGUGAUGAAUUUGAUGAAAUAUUUUUACCAAGAUCAGAAUCAGACAUAGAAAAUGGUGAAUUGGAUGAUAUGGAGAAAGAAAUUGAAGAUUUCAAAAGGUUUUGUUUGGAUUCCCCACAACCACCUGUUAGAGAGAAGAUGCAGGUGAAUAUCAACCUGAAGGAUAUUCUCACCAAGAAGAAAUUGGGUCUUGGAUGUAGUUAAAUUUGACAGCUGAUACAGAUUAUACCACUAGUCAGCAGCUCAUGUACCUCAAAAUACUUUCAUUUCUUGUAUUCAACUCAACAUAAAAAUAUGUUUUCUGGAUACUUUAUGUAUUACACAUAACACAAUUCUAUGGAAUAAUUGUAUUUCAAAGAAUUGUUCUGUGUAUUUUCAGUUCAAUUACUAAAUGCCAUUGAAGCAAAUUAUUUUUACGUAUUGUUUAGGGCCAGUUUAGUACAAAUUAUUUGAAAAUAGCCUAAAUUUAUGUAUGUUACCAAUUAUAUAUCUUUACAUCCAUCCUAAACUUAUUUUUAAUGAUGAGAUUUUGAAAAGUAAUAUAUAAAAAAGUAAUUAAAGAAUUAAAUAUUUGAAUUAUGUAUACAGAUCUUAGUUUACCAUUGGAGUUAUCCUUCCACUAUUGUAAUUUGUUAUUAUAGGAAGAGAUCUAUUCUUAAUGAAAAUACUGUAUUUAUUCCACUCAAAGAACAUGUUUGUUUUUUCACUAGAAAUUUGGACUAUUGAUUAGUGGUUUGUUAUGAAAAUAUGUUUUAUUUAUUCACAAAAGAAAAAAAUUUUAUCGUACUCACAUGUUUCAUGUAUUUUGGAUUUAUGGUAUUUUGUACUGUGAGGGGUUAUGUGUGUAAACUUCAGAAUGUAUUUUACAAAUACUGGUUGGUUGUUAAUGGGGUUGAAACCACACCAGAUUAUAAUUACAUAUUUGUAACCAUAUUUGUAAAAGAUGUAUUAAAGAGUUCUGAGAGACUCCAAAUUGUUAAGUUAACUACUGAAUAUAUAAUUGUUGGAAUGGAUUAUUGGAAUGAAAUAGCGACUUAUGAUUACUUGUUGAAUCAGAUUUAUUUAAGUAUUAUACAUCUGGUUGACAGACUAUUCCUCCUUUGUAUAUAGAGCGAUGUAGCGUGAUGGAAUGGACAAUUAAGAUUAAUUGUCAAUUGUAUAAUCUCAUCUGCUGUUUGGUUGCCUAUGCAAGAAGCUGAUUUUAUUAUAAAUGUCUUUUUCAGUUAUUCUGAAAAAAAUGAGUAAAAUUUUGCAUCCAAAUGAUCAGAUCUGGGUAUUGUAACUUAUUUAUUUUUAAAAAAGAAUGCUAAAAAACCGUUGAUUCUACUUGUAAGAGUUUAAGAUUUUGGUUUAAUUUAGCAUGUUAUGUUAUUAUUUUGAUGAUACCCAGUAUCUAAGUAUAGUUGAAUUGUUUGGAUGGUGUGACCUGUAUUGUAUGAAAAUGAAUGCAUGACAUUUGAAAUUGUUUUGCCUCCUGGCAAGUCGAACCAUUUUGUUUGUUGUUGGGCUUACCUUUAUUUUGCCAUUUUAGCUUGUAUCAUACUAUUAUUAUCCUUAUGGAACUAAACCUUUUACAAGAAA